UUUUAUUGCCUUCUUACUUCAAUAGCCCCAGGGAGCUGCUCGCCGCCCGCUGCCUCGGCUCCUUUCUCCGCCAAGAUGAGGAAUCUGCUGCUCGCCCUGCUGCUGGCUUGCGGGCUGCUGCCGGCGCGUGGCAGCGUUCUGGAGCUGGAGCGCAUGAUCAAGGCGGUGACGGGGAAGAGCGCCCUGCUCUCCUACAGCUGGUACGGCUGCUUCUGCGGCAUCGGGGGCAGAGGCACCCCGGUGGACGCCACCGACAGCUGCUGCCGUGCCCACGACUGCUGCUACAGGGGGCUGCGAGAGAGCAAGUGCAGCCCCCUGAUAACCCCCUACCAGUUUGAGGUCACCGACGGGGACAUCGCCUGCGGUAACGAGCAGAGCUGGUGCAAGAGAGAGACCUGCCUGUGCGACAAGGCGGUGGCGUCGUGCUUCGCUGGCGCUCUGCCGUCCUACAAUCAGUCCUACCGCUUCUACUUCAAGCUGAGAUGCCGAGGGAGCAAGCUCCAGUGCUGAGGGGGGGCGGGGGGGAGCAGCGUGUGUGUGGAUUUUGAGUGGUUUUCCUUAAUGCCAUGGAAAGGAGAGGGUGGUCUGGGCACUGAGCAGAGCUGGAGCCCUCCUCUCUGCAAAGCUGUGCGG
This is a messenger RNA of Oxyura jamaicensis (ruddy duck), 633 nucleotides long. Its product is annotated as phospholipase A2, membrane associated-like. Gene Ontology annotation, molecular function: phospholipid binding; calcium ion binding. Bases 76 to 510 code for a protein of 144 amino acids. The record is from RefSeq and is a predicted model, not a curated record. NCBI's taxonomy places the organism in Eukaryota, Metazoa, Chordata, Aves, Anseriformes, Anatidae. The transcript has 4 exons. Gene Ontology annotation, biological process: phospholipid metabolic process; lipid catabolic process; negative regulation of T cell proliferation.